GAACGUCUUCAGUUCUAUGUCGCGAUUACACGUUUCUAUUUCAGCAGUCGCAAACAAGUAAGUGAGGCUCUCAAGACUUGUGAAAAAAAAACUCCUACUCUGCUUCUUCAAUUCAAGAAUCAAUUUGCUAACUCUGUGCUAAAUUGAGACAUCUAUUCGUCAUUCUUGAGUUCGUAUUUGAGAACAAGUUCCAAUCACUACCAAAUAUUCUUCAAAUGGAAAUGCAGGAAAUCAGUUCGCCAAAUAAAUCAGUUGGUGCUGCUGUAGGUGAUGAAAGUGAAAUCCUUCAGCCAGGUACCAAAAUUAAACCUAAUAUUACCGUGAAAGAGGUUGAAAAACUCGCAGAAAGAUUAUACGGCAUAACAGCACUGGAGAUAAGUGAAAUUAUUUCGUACGACGAUCGAAAUUUCUUUAUAAGUGAAGACAGGAACAUCAAAAAUCCAAUCAUUGCCAAUCAUUCCAAUCACGGGUACAUCCUCAAAGUCCUUAACGCAUUGGAUUCUCACAAAGCAGGAUUUGUUGAUGCACAAAUCAAAUUAAUGCUCUUUUUGGGCCAACAAAAUAUCUCCUGUCCUAAACCUAUUAUGAAUGUUUAUGGAAAAUAUUUUUCCACUGAACUUCUUGGAACAACGAAACACAUUAUAAGACUCCUUGAAUACAUCCCAGGCAAAAUCUUGAAGGAGAUUACACCAACGAAUAACCUUAUUUAUCAAGCGGGAUUAUUUGUUGCUAAAUUCGAUCGAGCUAUUAAGCAUUUUACUCAUGAUGCAUACAAGACUCAUAAGUCUCUAUGGAUGUUGGAUUGUGUACCAAAACUCGAAGAAUUUUCCUAUGCUCUUAAGGACAUAUCGAAGCAAGAGAUAGUCGAGGAAGUAAUUGCUGAAUUUAAAACUAAAGUUAUGAAUCACUAUGAUAAAUUUGAUAAAGGUGUGAUUCAUGGUGACUUCAAUGAGCAUAACUUUCUUGUAAACAAGUGCACAUCAACAGACCAAAAGGAAUAUGUUAUAAGUGGAAUUCUUGAUUUUGGAGACACCUGUUAUUCUCUUUAUAUUUUUGAACUAGCCAUUGCAAUGGCCUACAUGAUGCUUCAAACGGGACAACUUGAGACUGGUGGAUACUUUCUCGCUGGAUAUGAAUCUAUAAGACUCGUCCCUCAACACGAAUUUGAUGUUUUAAGGGUUUGCGUGGCGGCUCGUUUAUGCCAAAGCUUGGUUUUGGGAAUUUACACCCACACACUUGAUCCUGAAAAUGAAUACCUUCUGUCUUCUCAAAAAAAUGGCUGGGAGCUACUACAGAUGUUGUGGUCCGAAGAAGGGAAACAAGCACCAACAUUAUGGCGUGAAACUGCUGAUGCAUACCUCAAGCAAAGUUACAAAUAAUAAAACAACUCAAAAAUAUUAAGGAAAUACAGAUUAUCUAUUAUUUGUAAGCUUUACAUUGUAUAGAAAGGUACAAUAAAGUCAUAAGAAUAAUUUAGGAUCAAA
This is a messenger RNA of Lutzomyia longipalpis, 1484 nucleotides long. Its product is annotated as hydroxylysine kinase. The transcript has 4 exons. Gene Ontology annotation, molecular function: amino acid kinase activity. Lineage: Eukaryota; Metazoa; Arthropoda; Insecta; Diptera; Psychodidae. The coding region runs from base 216 to 1379 and encodes 387 amino acids. The record is from RefSeq and is a predicted model, not a curated record.